AAAAAGGAGAACCUAAUAGCGUAAAUUAAGAGAAACAGAAUGGAUCCUGAUUAUGAGCAGAGGUUGUUUAGGCAAGUAAAUGGUCAAAGAACACCAACAAAGAACAGUCCAGCAUCUUCUCCAUAUGGAAAAGGGAGUCCAAUAUUAUUAUCUCCAUCAAAAAGGAAGCCAGAAGGAGAUAGAUUCAUCCCAAGCCGUGCCAUUGUGAAUUUAAGUAGAGGGUUCUUAUCAACUCCACCACAGGAAAACUCAGAGCCAAGUCAGACUGCCAAUACAAAGGAACAAACACCCAGCACAGAAAAUAAAGAAUCUUUACUAUAUACAUCGUUGCUAAGAAACGAGCUUCUUCGUGAUGACAUUGAAUCAUUAUCUGAAAAUUGUGAUGAACGGCAUCCGCUGUCCACACCUAAACAUGUUCGAUCCUUGUUCAAGAAUCGCACUCCAAAACGAAAAUACUCUUCUGAAUCGCUUGAUGCAGUUAGUCCAUACUCUGUUUCACCCAUCGGCAGUAACAGUCACAAGUUACUUCGCUCACCAAAGAAGGCUAUUAGAAAGAUAUCGAAGGUUCCGUUUAAAGUUCUUGAUGCUCCUGAUUUACAGGAUGAUUUUUAUUUAAAUCUUGUUGAUUGGUCAUCACAAAAUAUUCUUAGUGUUGGUUUGGGCUCUUGUGUUUACUUAUGGAGUGCAUAUACAAGCCAGGUGACAAAACUAUGUGACCUGUCGUCCGAAAACGAUCCUGUGACGUCAGUAGCCUGGACAGAAAGGGGAAACCAUUUGGCUGUUGGUACGCAUAAAGGGUUCGUUCAGAUUUGGGACGUAUCUGCAAACAAAAGAGUUUCAGUACUACAGGGGCACACAACCAGAGUUGGUUCACUGGCGUGGAACAAUGAUCUACUUUGCUCUGGCAGUAGAGACCGGAUCAUUUUUAUGAGAGAUGUCAGAUGUCCUACACAGUCUGAGAAACGUUUGGUUGGACAUAAACAAGAGGUUUGUGGUUUAAAAUGGUCACCAGACAAACAACUGCUUGCUUCUGGUGGAAACGACAAUCGACUGCUUGUUUGGAAUCUUUCGAACACGACACCUUAUCAACAAUAUGCAGACCAUACUGCAGCUGUGAAAGCUAUUGCUUGGUCUCCUCAUCAGCAUGGAUUGCUUGCAUCAGGUGGGGGUACAGUGGAUAAAACUAUCCGCUUUUGGAAUACUUUGACAGGACAGCCCAUGCAGUGCGUGGACACAGGUUCUCAGGUUUGCAACUUAGCUUGGUCAAAACAUUCCAAUGAGUUGGUGAGUACGCACGGUUACUCUCAGAAUCAAGUUCUGGUGUGGAAAUAUCCGAGUUUAACACAAGUGGCAAAAUUGACUGGUCACACUUACCGUGUUCUUUACUUGUCGAUGUCACCCGACGGUGAAUCAGUUGUUACAGGGGCUGGUGACGAAACGUUGCGAUUUUGGAAUGUUUUUAGCAAGACUAAUACACAAAAGGAAUCAAGAUCCGAAUUAAAUUUAUUUUCACAUAUCCGUUGAUUUUUUAUUUUCAUUAUUAUUAUUAUUUUACAGAUCAAAUCUCUAACUUUAUAGUACAUAUUUGUAUAUAGUAAUUAUUUAAAUUGAUAGUACAUAACCGCAUGUUCUGGAGAUACUUGAAAACUUCACUACACUCUCGUCUACUUUAUCGCGCCAAAAAAAUGUCUGACGAAAUAUUCGUCACGUAGGGAAAAUUUUGACACUCGUUCAUUGUGAAAUAGUCCCACUCUAACUAUGAGCGUCUAAGAUCACUUUAUAUUUUUUCAGUGAAUAUUCUAAUACAUAAUUCGUCGGCCAAAAGUUUCGUCGCAUGUCCCACAUUUUUGUUGUUGCCUGAUCGUGAUCUUUUCGGCUCUGAAAUAAUAUAUUCUAAGUUAUUUUAAAAAUGCGCUCCCUCGUAGAUAUCAUGUUUGAGAUUAGGUACUUCAAUAUUAUUUUUUCGAGCACUGCGUGUGAGAUCGUGUACUCUCCUGCACACAAUUUUAGUGUGCACUUGUUUUGUAUAUAAAAUUAUCAAUAGUGGAAUUUUUGAAUUCAAAGUAUUGUAUAUAUGCGAACUGCUGAGAGCAUAUCUCAAGAGCAGGGACUGAGAACUACUCUAGAAAGUGGUUGAAUACUGCUCCUGCGAUUGUGAUCGUUACUUGUUUUAAACAAAUCUGUCUACAAGAGAACAACCUGGUUCCCAGGAUGCACUCGGUAAUACCAGCAACAGAGUGUUCACACCCUCUGUGAGUGUUCAAGCCCUCUGUAACACUGUUUAUUAUCUCUAACAAAAUAAAUUUCACCUAGUCUUUCUCGAUUACAAAUAAAAUCUAAAAUAGAAGGUAUUUUAGAAAUCUAAGUUUUUUUUCAUGAUUGUCUAGUUUUGUGCGAACGAUAGUUAACCCUCUCAGUCGGAUAGGAUUAACGACCUGGGGACGAGGUUGUAUUUUGUAGUUAUAUCACGUGUUAUUAGUUAGAAUUUUCCAAUAUCUUGUCGUCUAUAAUUGUGUUCGCCUGGAUCAAUUGUGUUUCUUCUUCUUUUCGAAACUGAAAUUUUUGAAUAAGCAAGGCAAAACUUGAGUUUCCAUGCCUCUAAUUACUUUGUUGUUGUUUUUCUUUUUUCAUUAGUAAACUAUCACAAUUUUAUUGAAUUAAUUUUCUCUUUUUUUUUUUGAAUUAUAAAUACAUGUCUCUUUAAUAUUAUUUGUCUCCAUUGUUCAGUUGUAACAAGAAAAAUUUGCUAUCACGUGACUUUCUCCAAACAGGUAGUUCGUUCUUCCAUGAAACAGCAAUUUUUUCUUCCAAUUUCUAAUGUAUACGCACCUGAAAUAUCGCAGUGAUAAUUUUAGAAUUUUGUCAGGAACAGAUAAAAAAUUUUUAUUUCAAACUUUGCGUGGAAAUUAAAAGUAUUAUUAUUUUAAAUGAAAUACAUGUUCUUUUUUUAA
Hydractinia symbiolongicarpus is the source of this 2951-nucleotide messenger RNA. Its product is annotated as fizzy-related protein homolog. Gene Ontology annotation, cellular component: anaphase-promoting complex. NCBI's taxonomy places the organism in Eukaryota, Metazoa, Cnidaria, Hydrozoa, Anthoathecata, Hydractiniidae. Bases 40 to 1524 code for a protein of 494 amino acids. The record is from RefSeq and is a predicted model, not a curated record. Gene Ontology annotation, molecular function: ubiquitin ligase activator activity; anaphase-promoting complex binding; protein binding. The transcript is spliced from 22 exons. Gene Ontology annotation, biological process: anaphase-promoting complex-dependent catabolic process; positive regulation of ubiquitin protein ligase activity; positive regulation of anaphase-promoting complex-dependent catabolic process.